AUGGAUGAUGAAACUCAUACUACUUUGCCAAAUGGAUUCACCACAGAAAUCCCUGAGUCUCAAUGUUUAAAAACAAUCAACAACAACAAUAAUCAUCAUAAUAACACCACCACCAACAAUAAAGAACAAGACCGUUUUCUUCCCAUAGCAAACGUUGGUAGAAUAAUGAAAAAAGUGAUUCCAGCAAACGGAAAAAUCUCAAAGGAUGCAAAAGAAACAGUUCAAGAAUGUGUUUCUGAGUUCAUAAGCUUCGUCACGGGCGAAGCUUCGGAUAAAUGUCAAAGAGAAAAGAGAAAAACUAUCAAUGGUGAUGAUAUCAUUUGGGCUAUUACAACAUUAGGGUUUGAAGAUUAUGUGGAACCCUUAAAAUCUUAUCUUCAAAAAUAUAGAGAUAUUGAAGGUGAGAAAGUUAAUGUUCCUAAACAACAAAGAUCUGAACAAAGGCUACAUCAACAAAAUCAACAACAUAAUCAAGAUGAAUUAAAUAAUCAACAUUUCAAUAAUAGUUUAUAUACUUCAACAAAUCUCAUUUCUCAACCUUCUUAUGUCACCAAUGAUCAACCAUUUCCGUUACCUUUCUCGUCAAAUUCGAUUCAAAAACAGUUACGGCCGCAAGAUCAGAUCGAUUCCAUAGGCCAUUGGUAUGAAUGA
Messenger RNA from Vicia faba (fava bean), 651 nucleotides. NCBI's taxonomy places the organism in Eukaryota, Viridiplantae, Streptophyta, Magnoliopsida, Fabales, Fabaceae. The record is from the annotation of a GenBank genome assembly.